AUGACGGGCGGACGAGGAAAGUCUAGUGAUCCAGCCGGUGGUGAUGAUACAGAAAAACGAGAUACCAACGACAAUAACACCGACCCACCAGUAGGAUUUACCGAGGCGAUACCUAAGAAAAAACGCUACAGUCGUGACUUUGGUCUACAAACCGAGCAAACAUUGCAUGUAAAUGCUACAGACUAUCGCCAAUCACCACGGGGUCGAUCCGUGAGACAUUCAGUACGGCCAAGGCCUGAAGAUUAUGAAUUUCCGGGUGAGAACGACAUGGAUUACGAUCCACGAGCUCCAGCACCCAUACGAGCAACCACCCUGCUGAACAUGAUGCAUAAGUGGCAUGUGCAGUUUAGUGGCGCACUCGACGAGGACGUCGAGAACUUCAUCAUGAGAUUCGAUGAAGGCUUAAGUAUUGUUACAGUGAGGGAUGAGGAUUUAAUUAAAGCUAUCCCCUUCUCUGUACGUGGUGCGGCUUUGAUAUGGUAUCGAGGUCGCGUACAUAGCUUCAGAAGAUGGUCUGAUGUAAAGCAAGCUAUGAGAUCCAGAUUUGCAGAUCCAGACUAUCAGAUGUCGUUACGUGAAGAAAUCUCAAAUCGCACGCAGGCCCACGAAGAGCCAAUAAGUCAGUAUAUUGCCUGCAUGAAUGGCUUAUUUUCACGUACUAAUCCGCCAUGGCCAGAGGUAGAACGGAUCAGAUACACGCAUCGUAACAUGCUACCGUCGCUCCAGUUAGUCAUCUCAGUGCAUGACUGUUGUUCUAUGGGCGAGUUAGAGAGUCGUGCUAUACGCCAAGAGCGUAUAAUACAGCGAGCGAGUAAUUAUCGACCACUACCAUUACCUCGCAACUCAAUGUGUCCCUCGUUUGCAUACCAAACGCAACCGCGACACUUACAGCAACGAAACUCUAUAGGAGAUAGAGCUCCAGAGUCCCGUGAUCGCGAUCGACGUCGCCAUCGAAUCGUUCAAUUGAGAGCAGCUCAAGAUGAUGAAGUAGAAGAUGAAGAGGACGACUACUCAGAAGAUGAGGUCCUCGCUGAACACCUCGACGCGCUCCAGCUAACGAGACAUGGCCGUCAAGCAAAUAAACAUCAGAGGUUCUCAGAGAGAACAAAACGGCCAGUUAAAGAAAACGAUACUAGGGCUACCAAAGAUUUGCUGGAACCCCUAGCAUCCAGCAUUGUUAUAGAUCCAGAGAAGUCGAAAACUGAGAUUCCAGCUCCAGUUUUUGCAACAACAGCUGACGAGUUCCGAUCUUGGAUAGCAGGAUAUCCACUGAAAGCUUUGAUAGACUCAGGAGCCUCAAAAUCAUUUCUAGGACCUGAGGGAAUCGCUCUAGUUACUCAACUACGUUUAUCGCCCGAGACCGUAUCAACACGACGAGUGAUACUCGCGAACGGAGAUAUACAGCAAGUUAAUCAAAUGACGACUGUUGAGUUGCAGAUAGGAAAUCAAACAGCUACAGCAAAAUUAUAUUUAAUGCCAUCACUAUCCCAACCAUGUGUACUAGGGUUGGAUUUCCUCAAGAAGAUGGAGAUGAUGAUUGAUUUUCAACCUGACAGCAAGUUCCAGUUUACAGCAGAGACAACUCCAUCGUGUGCAAUUAUCUGUUGUGGAAUCCAGUCAUUAAGCCCAGCAGAGCGAGACACGCUACAGACGUUCGUGGAUAAAAAUAUUCGUCCUCCAGGAAAACUAGGAGUUACCAAAUUUGCAGAGCAUGACAUUGACUUUGGAGACAAUCCACCAGUCAAACAAAAACCGUACAACGUCACGCCAAUACUCCUGGAAGCUAUAUGGAAAGAAGUUGACAAGAUGCUAGACGAUGAUAUCAUUCAGGUAUCCCACAUUACAGUAAAAGAUGCCUACCCGAUCCCCAAUAUGACAAGCAUACUGGAUCAACUAAGACGAGCCAGAUACAUCACAACUCUCGAUUUAAGUCAAGCUUAUUUCCAGAUACCGCUUACCGAACGAGCAAGACCGAAAACUGCUUUUGUAGUGCCUGGUCGUGGACUGUUCCAGUUUAAAAGAAUGCCUUUUGGCCUAACAAACGCUCCAGCAACAUUCCAGCGUAUGAUUGACCAACUAAUUGGUCCAGAAAUGCAUCCAUACGUGUUCGUAUAUCUCGAUGACAUUAUUAUCGUGACGGAGACAUACGAGGAACACCUGAUAUGGCUGCAGAAAGUAUUAGAAAAGUUACAGCAAGCCGGAUUAACAAUCAACCGGGAGAAGAGCGAAUUUUGUUGCUCAGAGGUUCACGACUUAGGAUUCAUUGUGAAUUCAGAAGGACUACAGAUCGAUCUAGAGAAGACUUCAGCUGUACGGGAAUUCCCAGCUCCUCGUAACAUCAAACAGCUGAGAAAAUUCUUGAGAAUGGCGUCAUGGUAUCGACGAUUCAUUCCUGAGUUUGCAACUAUCGCGUCAUCUCUCACAAAGUUACUGAAGAAAAAUCAACUUUGGGAGUGGGAUACAGAGCAGGACAUGGCUAUGAUAACUCUGAAGGAGCAUCUCACCUCUGCUCUAGUACUAGCAUGUCCAGAUUUCAAGCUGCCGUUUACGCUACAGACCGAUGCGAGUUUAGUAGGACUCGGCGCUGCCUUGACACAAGUCAUCGAUGGUCAAGAACGCGUCAUUGCGUAUGCAAGCCGAUCAUUAACGGACGCCGAGUGUAAGUACACCGUUACAAAGCAAGAAUGUCAUGCAGUCAUCUGGUCAAUUCGUAAGUUCAGGUGUUACUUAGAGGGAUACGAGUUUACAGUAGUUACAGAUUACAGCAGUCUACGUUGGUUACAUAAUCUGAAAAACCCAACAGGUAGACUUGCCAGAUGGGCAAUAGAGUUGAUGCAGUAUCGGUUUACGAUUAUUCAUCGUAAAAGUGCACUACAUCACGUUCCAGACCCGUUAUCGAGAAUUCCAGAAGAUCAGAAAGAAGCUCUAGCUGUCAUCGCAGAUGAUGUGGACCGUUGGUACAAUAGGAGAAUAAGAGAUGUACAACGGAGACCCGCCGAAUUAGAAGACCGCAACGCAUGGAAAUUAGCCGUGAGACGGGCGUUCCAUCAACAAGUCAUCACCGAGUGUCACGCUACACCCGGAGCCGGACACCUAGAAGUCGACAAGACUUACAGACGACUUGCAGUGAAUUAUUGUUGGCCAAAUAUGUUCCAGGACGUGGUGAAAUUUGUUCGAGGCUGUGAAACUUGUCAGCGUACCAAAGUGGAACAAGCACCACCUGCAGGCUUCGUGGGUAAAAAGAAAGUGGAGGCGCCAUGGUCAGUUAUCGCUACAGACAUCAUGGGUCCAUUACCAAAGAGUAUAAAAGGACAUGCCUAUCUACUGGUAAUACCGGACUUGUAUACUAAGUGGAUUGAGUUACGACCACUUAGGCGAGCUACAGGUAUAGCGAUAAGUGAAGCUCCAGUCCUUUUGACAGAUAACGGUACAGAGUUUGUAAAUAGAGACAUCAGAUCUCUCGCAGAGCGAGUGGGAUUUCGGCAUAUGACAACACCACCAUAUCACCCACAAGCAGAUCCAGUUGAACGAGUUAAUCGAGUGCUCAAGACAAUGAUAACAGCAUUCAUCGACGAAAAUCAUCGGAAGUGGGACAAAUAUUUACCACAAUUUCGCUUUGCCCACAAUACAGCGCACCACAGUUCCAUUCAAACGAGUCCAGCUUUCCUGAACACAGGAAGAGAAUUGUCAGCUACAGGUUCACUUCGACAGGAGGUGGAAGGAGAAUCAGAAUUUAUACAUGGUCUGCUCCAGGAGUGGCAAGCAAGGAUGCGACAGCUAAACAACCUGCGGAAAAGCAUCGUCUACGCGCUAGAUACAGCAUUCCAGUAA
Messenger RNA from Microplitis demolitor, 3831 nucleotides. RefSeq lists its product as uncharacterized. Lineage: Eukaryota; Metazoa; Arthropoda; Insecta; Hymenoptera; Braconidae. The record is from RefSeq and is a predicted model, not a curated record. Gene Ontology annotation, molecular function: aspartic-type endopeptidase activity; nucleic acid binding. The coding region runs from base 1 to 3831 and encodes 1276 amino acids. Gene Ontology annotation, biological process: DNA integration; proteolysis. The transcript has 5 exons.